This is a messenger RNA of Columba livia (rock pigeon), 2654 nucleotides long. RefSeq names its product solute carrier family 25 member 30 (gene SLC25A30). The record is from RefSeq and is a predicted model, not a curated record. Lineage: Eukaryota; Metazoa; Chordata; Aves; Columbiformes; Columbidae. Gene Ontology annotation, biological process: transmembrane transport. The transcript has 10 exons. Gene Ontology annotation, molecular function: transmembrane transporter activity. The coding region runs from base 287 to 1162 and encodes 291 amino acids.
GGCGGUUAAUUUUUUUCCUUGUUUAUUACAGGCCGGCUCGGCGACCCCCUCAAAUCAAACCCCCCCUCACGGCCACGGCUCCCCGAGGCCCUUUCAAUCCCCGCCCCCGCCACACACCGGCCUCCUCAGACGAGCCCGGCCAACGGGCGAAGCGAGGCGGGGCCCAACAACCACCCCGACGGCGGGGAGCGGGGCAGGCCUUUAUAAGCGGCGGGGCGGAGGCGGGCUGCCCGCGGUCUGCAGGGAGGACGCGGGAACAGAAGAGGCCUUGGGGAAAGAAGCAAUAAUGUCAGCACUAAACUGGAAGCCCUUUAUCUAUGGAGGCUUAGCAUCCAUCACUGCAGAAUGUGGUACUUUCCCAAUUGAUCUUACCAAAACACGUCUGCAGGUUCAAGGUCAAGUUAAUGAUGCCAAAUAUAAAGAGAUUCGUUACCGUGGAAUGGUGCAUGCACUAGUCAGAAUAUGCAGAGAAGAAGGAUUGAAAGCCUUAUACUCUGGGAUUGCACCUGCAAUGCUACGCCAAGCUUCAUAUGGAACUAUAAAAAUAGGCACUUACCAGAGCUUAAAAAGAAUGUUUGUCGAGCAUCCAGAAGAUGAAACCCUGAUGAUAAAUGUUCUCUGUGGCAUUCUGUCGGGAGUAAUUUCAUCAUCUAUUGCCAACCCUACAGAUGUCUUAAAGAUCAGAAUGCAAGCCCAAGGUAGUGUGAUUCAAGGAGGAAUGAUGGGCAACUUCAUACAGAUCUACCAAAAGGAAGGCACUAAAGGAUUAUGGAAGGCAAUAUCACUGACAGCACAGAGAGCUGCUAUUGUUGUUGGUGUGGAGCUGCCAGUGUAUGAUCUUACCAAGAAGCAUAUAAUUAUGUCUGGGUUUAUGGGAGACACAGUAUAUACUCACUUUCUCUCAAGUUUUACUUGUGGGUUAGCUGGAGCCCUUGCAUCCAACCCAAUUGAUGUUGUGAGAACACGCAUGAUGAAUCAGAGAGGCCAACAACAUGGGGGACACUCAAACUACAAGGGUACUUUGGAUUGCUUGUUACAAACAUGGAAGAAUGAAGGCUUUUUUGCUCUAUAUAAAGGGUUUUGGCCAAACUGGUUAAGACUUGGUCCUUGGAAUAUCAUUUUCUUUCUGACAUAUGAACAGCUGAAGAAAUUAGACUUAUGACAUGCUGAAUUGUGUACUGAACUCUGUUAACAUACUGUUUGAGUUUAGAGCAACUUGUAAGUUGUCUUGAGUAUUUGCUCUUUAUUGUCUGAGAUAUGCUGGCCAAAGGAAGAGGUCACUACAAGACUGUGAAUGAGAACAACCUGGAAGUGACUUCAUGGCAAACUGGCUCCUGUAACAAUGGCUCGCUUGUGUCAUUCAGUGGAUGAUGUGCAACGUUUUCUAGACUGAACCAAACACGGUGGAAUACCUCUGUCAACUUGUUAGGUGUUAUUAAGAUCUGUAAUGCAGCUUAAUGCUGUUCAUGCUCAGAUGCACAGUGUUUGAUAAGAGGCAAAGGACAAUCUUUCUGUAAAGGAAGACAGGUAGUACUGAGGAGAUGGGCUUUCCCUGUUUCCAGAAGUGUAUCCAAUUUGACUGCAAUGGUUUAUAGCUUCUCAUUAACUGGGAAGUGUCACAAGACAUCUUUGCAGGCUUUCAGUUCAGCAAAACAGCUGCUGCAAUACAAAAUCUGCUGGUUUUAGAGCUUUCCUGUGUUCUAAUUCCAUGGAUGUCUGUAUAAUCUGCUGGAAAUAAUCCAGCUUCAUUUGAAAGUGUGGUUGCUACAGUUGUCAGUUUUGCAUAGCCUCUUUUUUUUUUUAAUAUUUUUUUUUCCCCUCAAUGUAUCAUUCUUGAUUUCUUUUUCAGCAUAAAUGAUUCAAACAAGUCCAUGCUCCUCUGCCUGUCGUGCAGAGAAACUUUCCAUGCUUCCACUGUUGGAAAGAACUCCAACAGUGGUUACUGGCUGUUUUGUAUCAUCUGAAAGAUGCAAGUUUUACACUUUACAGUUCAAGGUGUGUCAUGUAGGUGCCUGUGUGAAAAGAACCAAAGCCCUCCAAAGGUAACCGCGUGCCUUGUUUAAAGAGAUACCCAAACCCAGAACUACUGAGCACUUUCAUGUAGCGAACAGGCACAAGUUGCUCUUACAUGCGAGUAAACAUUUUAUGUAGAAAUGAACCACAGUUUCCUUUAAAGCAUCACCCUUGGACUUAAAUGUGUAUCAAAACUUCAGGGCCAUUAACUAAACUGUUAUGUCAAGGUUCUUACAGAUGUUGCUGUUGAAUUCCCAGACAGGAAACAUGCGAGAUGCAGGUCACACAGGGGUCCUGCUGUGUCCAUAGACGGGCAAAGCUGGAUGCAGAGCUUUGGAUUUUUGUGGCAUUGUGUUAAUCUCUCAAAUGCUUUUCCUCAAUCAUACAUUCCACUUAAAGAAAUUUCAUUGCGAUUUCAAAAUUACUAUAAUCACUUAAUUACUAAUUUUGAAUUCACAAAUGGAUUUUUAAAUGCACAAGGCACUUUCUUUACCUAAGGCACAAUGUUUUUCUUUGUAUAUGGGUGCGCAUAUGUGCACUGUUUGUUUCUAUGCUUUAAUAGAAAUAUUUGUAAAGAUUUUUGUACUAUGUAAAAUAAGUAUGUUUUACACUUCUAAGCUUAUUAAAAGUUUUUAAAUCAA